AUGAUUAACAUAAGCAAAGAUACUGAUUACAACAGAACAGUCAGUGUGACACAAUUAUCUUAUACAAUGCUGAAUGAAAAAUUACUCGGCAAUUGGUUUGAACUACUGUGUUUCCAUAAAAAACGCCUCCUACCAUCGUUAUCAAUGUGUAAUGGGAAUGCUAAGAUGAUGAAAUACUGGGCUUCUGUAGUGGCUCCAUAUUUAAUAGAUUUGUAUACAACAUAUUGUUCAUUAUACGCAAAAGCUAGCCAACUUUGUGCUUAUUUAGACAGAAUUUCAUGGAAACAAAUCAGCUUACUACAUGGUGAUAAAGAAACGCAUGAAAUGGCUAAAGGAUAUCAGAAUUCUACAAAAUUAUUUAAAUGUCAUUUGAGUACACCAGUUCGACGUAUUCAAUGUUAUCACUUACUAUUUGAAAGACUUAAAACAGAGGCGCAUAUUUCUGAUAUUAAAUACUUGGAUGAUGUCCGGAAAAUAUUCAACAAAAUCUGUGCAACACUGGAUGUGACAAUGAAUCUUCGGGGUUUAAAUGUCAGACCGUCUAAACUGGGAUAUUUCUUACUGGAAGGUGAUUUUGCCAUUACUCAAUCAGUUGAAUCUAUAAAAUCGAAAAAGCACUCACAUGUUAUCCUUUUCAGUAAGAUGCUACUGAUUACAAAGCCGUACUCCUCUUCCUCACCAUCAUCAUCAUCAUCAACACCAUCAUUAAAAACGUAUUUAUCAGAAAGAAAAAGUUGUCAGAAUCAUUUUCCAAGUUUAGAAGAUUACAUAGCAUUCUUUGAAUUUUCGCGUAAUACUAAUCUCAAUCCUCCAAAAAUGGUAUUUGAAGUGGAAUAUGAGUUAUGUGUAAGUUAA
This is a messenger RNA of Trichobilharzia szidati, 855 nucleotides long. NCBI's taxonomy places the organism in Eukaryota, Metazoa, Platyhelminthes, Trematoda, Strigeidida, Schistosomatidae. The record is from the annotation of a GenBank genome assembly.